Molecule: messenger RNA, 750 nt
Organism: Fusarium odoratissimum NRRL 54006
Lineage: Eukaryota; Fungi; Ascomycota; Sordariomycetes; Hypocreales; Nectriaceae
Exons: 1
Coding region: 1-750 (249 amino acids)
Source: RefSeq, a predicted model, not a curated record
AUGUCACGGUUUGUAACCGCAUGGGGCAAUGAAAUGAUAUGUCGCCACGAUGACCCGCCACCUCUGCAAUCAUUCAAAUCACUGUUUUACGGCUCCGAGAAACAUUCGCUGGUCUACAUCAUGAAGUCCACAGACAAAACCCCAAACGUGACAAAAUGGACGCUGAACCCCAACCCCACUCGGGUGCGCGAUAAUCAACGUCGUCAUCGCGCGCGUGCCAAAGCCCGCACUGAGUCUCUUGAGGCCCAGUUGAACGCGACGCAGCAAGAGUUACGAGCCGCCCAGGCGCGCAUUCAUGAGCUCGAAUCUCUUCUUACUACACAUCAACCCGUGUUCAUCUCUGAGCAAGUCGGGCUUGGGGCAUCCAAUGGUGGCUGUGAUGAGCCGACGUGUUAUCGUCAUAUCCUUACAACCAUCGACCAGCGUUCUAGACAACAGUAUCUGGAUGAAAAUGCGGUCGCUCCACUUUUUGAGAUACCGCCAGCCGAUGCACUCGCGUCUAAUAUGUUUUCUACGGUUCAGCAGUAUGAUAAAGACGAUCGAUUACCCCCAGUCGCGGUUGGCGAAUCGACGACCCUUUGUCGCGUGGCAUAUGAAAUCAUCAGUCAGCACAAUAUCACUGGCGUUGAGUCAUCUGAGAUAGAGCAAUGUCUCCGGCCGGGCUUCAGGCGGGCGACAAGGGGGGGAGAAGGAUGCAGGGUUGAGACCACGAUUCUGUACGCGUUGAUUGAUCGCAUCAACCCUGUCUGA